Molecule: messenger RNA, 4052 nt
Organism: Aedes albopictus (Asian tiger mosquito)
Lineage: Eukaryota; Metazoa; Arthropoda; Insecta; Diptera; Culicidae
Gene: Elp1
Product: elongator complex protein 1
Exons: 4
Coding region: 134-3967 (1277 amino acids)
Biological process (GO): tRNA wobble base 5-methoxycarbonylmethyl-2-thiouridinylation
Cellular component (GO): elongator holoenzyme complex; cytosol
Molecular function (GO): tRNA binding
Source: RefSeq, a predicted model, not a curated record
CGCAAACCAAAACACAACGUGCGUUCCAACACCAAAACAACGUGCGCCGCGAAGAAUCGAACACGCAAAUUUUUAUUUUUUCGCGUAAUUUUCUCGUUUUUAAAUCCCAAAAAGUCACAAACAUAGCUUCGCGAUGAAAAAUCUGUACCGCCUUGCUCUUCAGAGCACCCACUUCGAUGGAUUGCCACCGAUCGCCGGCGAUCAUCCUCCGCUGAUGGUGGUGGACUCGAACAACAGCCAGCUGGUGUACGUCGUGGUGGGUUCGUGUUUGUACCGGCUGAACCGGGCGGCAGAUCCCGGCGGCAGCCGCAGCAGCGUUCAGGAGCUGGCGUCCUGCCCGGGAACGGUGGUCGCUGUAGAACAUCUGGCUCUAAACGAGGAGGUUUGCCUGGCCACUGAAGCGGGGGAGGUGUUGGUGGUGAAUUUGAACCGAAUGGGACUGGGUGAGGAACCGGAAGUGGUGACGUUCUGCGGCGGAGGUUUGAUGGCCAUGGGAUGGAGCCCGGAUCAGGAGGUGGUGGUGUUUGUCGAUUGCAAUUUGAACGUAGUCACGAUGAACAGUGCGUACGAUCCGAUCAACGAGGUGAGUCUGAAGGAUGAUACGUUUGGCGAUCGGGAGUUCAUGAGCGUUGGAUGGGGCAAGAAGGAGACACAGUUUCACGGGUCGGAGGGGAAGAGCGCCGCUCGGAAGAAGAAAGAAGAGGCGGCAGUGGCGGUCGAUGUGAGUGAGAUCGAUCCCAAGGUGGAGAUCAGCUGGAGGGCGGACGGGGAGUACUUUGUGGUUGGAUUCCUGGGGCCGUUUGGGAGAGCUUUCAAGGUUUUCAACAAGGAAGGGGCGCUGCAGUUCACUUCGGAGAAAUGUUACGGGCUGGAAGUGCCGAUCGGCUGGAAGCCAUCUGGACUGUGGAUCGCAGUUCCUCAGAUGUUGAAGGAUAAGUAUGUUGUGGCGUUGUUUGAGAAGAAUGGAUUGAAGCACAGGGAGAUAGAUUUGCCUUUUAGGCACGAGGAAGAAGUGGUGAAGGGAAUCCACUGGAGCAACGAUUCGGAAGUGCUGGUCAUAAGAACUCGCAGCAAUAUUAACGGAAUGAACCGCUUGUACUAUUUCACUAUCUGUAAUUACCAUUGGUAUAUCAAACAGUAUCAGGAAUUUGACCAGGAAAUACUAGGGGUUCAGUGGGAUUUGAAGUACUCUGAGGGAAGGACGCUACAUGUUUUGCUGAAGAAUGGUGAUUAUCAAGCCUCACGCUGGGAUUUCUCAGUUGACCAUUCAACUGGAUUGCAGAACACAGACGAAUCACUUGUGGCUGUGAUCGACAGGACUUCCAUCUUACUGACGAACUUCCGAGGAGUUGUUAUACCUCCACCAAUGUGUGGAUUUACUGCGAAAGUUGAUAAUUUGAUCAAUUCUGUUAGUUUCUUGCGCAAACCAAAAGAACAACUGGAUUCUAAUUGUUUCUCUGUAGUUGAUUGCCAUAACAGAGUUAGUUUCUUCAAACCUGAUUUCACGGACACCGCAGUUCGGCGACUUAAGGACGUACAACUACUCGGAACACCCCUGGAGAUUGGUCCUGGCAACUAUUCCCACUGGUUAUGGCUGUCAAAUGAUAUUCUUCUCGCGGUUGAACAAUCAAACACAGUAAAGGUCUUCAAUGUGGACGUUCUCAAGGGUGAAUUCUCCCUUCAAGAAUCUUUCUCAGUCGGAUCGAAAACGGAUCGAGUCGGUUGCCUCGAACCUUUCAACGAAACGUCUGCCAUGGUCGAAACCUUCACGGGGCAGUUGUUCAAACUAGAGCUUCAACCGUCCCCAGCGCUGGAAGAAUAUCUACGUCUGUCGGAAUUUUGCGAACAGCUGCGAAUCCAUCGCACCGAUCAAGGCAAAUUCAAGGUCUAUUCCCUAAGAAAUCGCCAAACCCUCUACGAAGACGGUAUCAAACUGGCCGCGGACGUUACUUCGAUCUUUCUCACGGAGCACUACCUCCUGUUCACGACGAUCGCGGAACUUAAAUUUGUAGACCUGCAGAAGAACGUUAUCGUGGGUGAUCGUCGCAUCGAACGCGGUUCCAAGUUGAUAGUCGUAGUUUCCAAGUCUGCUCGAACCGUUUUUCAGCUUCCUCGGGGUAAUCUGGAAGCGAUCGCGCCUCGAAUCCUGUCUCUCUGUUUGGUGGCGGAUCACCUAAACUCACUGGAGUACCACGAUGCAUUUGACAUACUUCGCAAGGAGCGAAUCAAUCUGAACCUGCUCGUCGAUCACAACCCCCAGCUAUUCCUGUCCCACCUGGAUCGCUUCCUGGCAGAAAUCACCAAUGUCAACUGGCUGAACCUGUUCAUAAGCGACCUCCAGAAUCAGGACGUCUGCAGUGUAAUGUACGAGAGCAACUAUCUGGGACGUGAGUCAAGCGCGAUCGAUGGCUAUCGAGUCGAGUCCAAAUCAGAAUUUCUCUGCGAUCGCCUGCUACAAGCUUUCAACUCCGCGAAAACAGACGUUAACUAUAUGCUGCCGAAGAUCACCUGCUAUGUGAAACUUGGACUGCUGGAACGAGCCCUCGAGGUCAUCUGGGGUCUCAAGAAAACACCGGCCAAAGGCGAUGACGCCGAUGAAGCCCUCAAGUACCUCCUGUACCUGGUGGACGUGAACGAUCUGUUCAACGUGGCCCUGGGAAUGUACGACUUCGGCUUGGUUCUGUUUGUGGCUACCAAGUCCCAGAAGGAUCCAAAGGAGUACCUCCCGUUUUUGAACGAGUUGAAGCGGAUGGACGAAGACUAUCGCAAGUACAAGAUCGACUGCCACUUGAAGCGUUUUGACAAAGCGAUCGUAAACAUUGCCCGGUAUCGGGACGACGAAGACAAGUUCCAGGAAGCGCUGCAGCUAACGAUCACGCAUGGCCUUUACGGAAAAGCUAUGAUCGCGUACAAAGAAAACGACAAGUACUAUCGACAGGUUUGCUCCCGCUAUGGAGAUCAUCUGAGGCAGAGCAACAAACAGGUGGAAGCCAGUCUGAUCUACGAAAAGGCGGCAGAUUAUCAACAGGCCAUUGCAGCGGCCAGAAACGCCGCGGAUUGGGAGAGAUGUCUUAAACUAUCCGCCACUGCUGGCUACGACGAUGGCGAAGUCCGUCGACUGGUACAAUCGCUGAUCCCAGCGCUGCAGGAAAGCGGAGAGUACGCGGCGGCAUCCCGCCUGGCCAAAGACCACCUGAAAGAUUACCGAAUCGCUGUGGAGAUUCUCCUAAAAGACCACCUCUUCGACAAGGCUCUCCUCGAAGCGCACCUUUCCGAUCGCACCCUCGUGGACGACCUUAUUCGUCCGAACCUAAGUGAGUAUCUCCAAACCUUCCUGCACAAACUGGCCGCCGAGAAGGAAGAAUUUUUAAAACACAAAAAUCGGUUGCUGCUGGUUCGAGAGGAGAAAGCCAAGAAGAAGCUGGAUCCACAGCACGACGAAGAUGAGGACAAUCUGGACGAGUGCGAUUUGUACUCGGAGGUGUCUACGAUUGCCUCUUCGAGGCACACCACCAGUUCCGGACGAUCGGGCAAAUCGCAUCGCUCCAGCAAAAACCGCCGAAAGCACGAGCGCAAACUGCUCAGCCUCAAAGAGGGAAACCCCUACGAAGACAUUGCCCUGGUUGACGUUCUGCACACGCUCGUCACACGUCUCUGUUCGGCCGAUCGGCAGCGCCAGGUACGAACCAUCUGCAAGGCGGCCAUCGAGCUGGAUUUCCUGGAGGAAGCGUCCCACAUCCAGCGGGACUACGGCGAACUGCUGCACGUGGUCAAAUUCUCCCUGGAUGCCAUCUGGAUACCGGAAAUGGUGGUACCGGGCAGUGGGCAAGAUGUCGAGGCGACGGCCCUGGCCACCGGUAACCUCGAGCUGGUGCAGAACGUGCAGCACUAUGCGUUGAUUAAACCGCACCAGCGAUACAAACCGGAAAUCCAGAGUGUGCCUUGGCAGUUCGAAGUACUAAAGUGACGUGGCUAAUCAUCGAUGAAUGGAGUUUUUAGGAUACACUAACGUUACAAAAAGUGUAAAAUAAUCAAUCGCCGAUAUAAAUAUC